GGGCGAUACACAUCGUAGUAAAAAUCGUUUAUUCUGCAGAUGCUCAACGCGUCAAAGUCAAUAUUUUAGAAGUUUGGUUUCGUUUGGCGGCGAUAGAUAUAAAUAAACAAAUCAACUGUAGCAGCAUUUUCCCACACACAAUUCGUAAAGAAGGUAAAUCGUCUCAUUUAUACCACAAAUGACAUUCGAGAAAGGAGACACCUUCUAUGAUCUGGACCGAAUUUCUUCUACUAUUGAGCGGAUGCUCGUGCUGAUUCGCCAGCUCUCAGGUGUCUCGCGUCUCGGUGAAAGUGGUCGAUCAAUAUCAAUGGAACUACAGCUGCUAAAUACGAUUGACGAAAGAAACUAUCAGGUUCAAGAGCUGCAAGAGGCGGUUAGCUAUUUAUUCUGUCAGUUUCGGAAGAUUUAUCUGGUCAACAAGGAUUUAUAUAUGCAAUUGAAUAAACGAGGAGGGCGAAUCUUCGAGUUGGAAAAACAGUUCCGAGAAGGAGGUGAAAACAAAUGUUUGUAUUAUAUGGCUGAUGCAAUAAAAUAUGAACCUUCGCUGUUGGCGAUGCAAAGAGUUCUGGAUAGGACAAUUCGAGAGAUACGCAUUUUCAGGAAACAGAGAAACAAGCAUAAGCUCGAAUUGUGCGUCAGUCACAUUAGGAAUGAAAAUUUGGACAAAGCGUUCGACGAAUUCUUCUCUUUUGAGGACAGCAUUCAGCACUUACCCCAGAUCAUAGAAGACGUGUUCGAGAAUUCAAUGAACAACCUGAUAAAACUACUGCUUUUCUUAAGAGGAUAUUACUUACUGAAAAAACCUAACUCAGAGGAAACAUUUGUAACUGCGUGUGAAUAUAUUGUUCAGUAUUUGAAGUGCACAUCAAUGUUCCAUCGAAUAGAAACAUUAAUGAUGUUUAGCCUGAUUGAUGAUAUGCUAUUGGAUAAGAAUCAUUUAGAAGACUUUUACCGAGAACGUCUAGAGAUUUUACUGAUCGAAUUGGCUGAUAACAAAGAAAUAGCUAUUAGACUGAUUCAAUUUAAUCAAGACGGUGCCUGUCAGUUUGCAAUACUUUUUAAUCAUAUUUCUGAUCGACUGUUGCUACAAUUGGUUGGACAGGCUUAUCAGAAAUCAAACCAAAGUUUAAAACUCAUUCUUAAAUUCGUAUCUCAAUUACCAUGCAUAAAUCAAUGCAUCAUCUGUUAUCAAGAACUGCAUUCCGAAAUGCGAAGACUGGGACUGUCGAAGUCAUUGGAUAUCUUUAUGCUAGCGUAUCAAAUCAGAAAAACCAUGCAAAAUCAAAAAUAUCCGUUCGCCAGUCGUGCUGUCGAACUGGAAGAACUGAAAGGAAUACUACCUCCGAAUGUAACGAGUAUUAUUUGGAAACAAGUCAUGAUUUCAAGGUAUGUAUCACGUAUUUUGAUGAAAUUUAGUAGCGUUGGCAAGGAGGUAUGCUUCUCUCGAUACACUGCCGACAAAAACCGGUUCGAAUUCGAACCCGUCGAGGAAGGUGAGUUCUUCAGAAUUCGGAACGUUGCCGUUAAUGCAUUCCUGGUAGAGGUCGAAGAUUAUCCAGUUAUUGCGGGAGCAAAAGUUGAUCCUUUCUGCGCGGAAGGCCAUUGGCGGUUAAUUCCUUGCGAUGACUGCGCUUACUUCAUGAUUCAAAAUCGAGCCAGUGGAAAAUGGUUAUACUCCAGCUUCUCUCCACAUUUAGAGUAUGAUUUCUACAACACACCUGAAGUAGUACGGCUGUGUUCAGACAAAGAGAUACUUAAUGAGUGCAAUUCGUGGUGGAAAAUCGAGGAAUUCAUGCGUGGGUCGAAAGGAGAUCCGGAAUGUAUAAUCUUAUAAAAAUGAUUAAAAUAAGCUUGA
Messenger RNA from Malaya genurostris, 1855 nucleotides. RefSeq lists its product as uncharacterized. The coding region runs from base 179 to 1834 and encodes 551 amino acids. The record is from RefSeq and is a predicted model, not a curated record. Lineage: Eukaryota; Metazoa; Arthropoda; Insecta; Diptera; Culicidae. The transcript is spliced from 2 exons.